Eurytemora carolleeae is the source of this 2574-nucleotide messenger RNA. RefSeq lists its product as uncharacterized. The record is from RefSeq and is a predicted model, not a curated record. The annotation marks the transcript as partial. The transcript is spliced from 11 exons. Lineage: Eukaryota; Metazoa; Arthropoda; Copepoda; Calanoida; Temoridae.
GCAAACUCGCGGAAAAUCUCCCAAAAUUCUGCAAACCAUUUGAUCACCGAUACACUUCGGAAGGGAGACGAUGAUGAUUUUAAGGACAAUGAUUCUGGAUCUGGAGUAAUUGUUUACGAUGACCUCAACCAACCUCAUCUAGUUGAACCUGAACCUCAGGAGCAGCACUUCCCGUUCAAGGAGCAGCUUAACAACACCAGCUUGAACUUCAAAAAGAGCUUGGAGUUAAAAAAUGGUGUUUUGGAUCCUAAACAUGAUUCCAUCAUGGCAAAAUAUAAUGUUCAGAAUACCCUUUACCAUCAUACUAGUCUUUCUACUUUCUCCAGACGUACAGAGGAUUACAGUCUUCGUGUUCCAGAUGGACUUGACGCAGAAGAUCCUUAUGCUAGUGUGGGAGGAGCUAGAGAAGAAUAUAAUGAUGAAUCCAAUUAUGAAACUGUUGAGCAGAAUUAUGAAAUAAUAAGUGUGUCCAGGAAGUACAAGGAAACUGACCGGAGUAUGAGUAGCGGUACAAGCUCAGCUUCACAGGCGACUGUUCUCCAUGCAGGGUCGGACCAGGAUGUACAGGCCCUGUAUGCCCGGGUGGAUAUGAGUAAAAAGCAGAAGAACCGGAAUAGUGAUAGUUCACUUUCCCCAGGCUCUGACUUUAGCCCGGGGGAGGGAAUCAACGACACUAAAUCAUUAAUCACAGAAUCCAGAUUCCUGAUUAACGAUCCUAGAUCGCUUAUCAACGACACCAGGUCUUUAGUCACCGAAAAUAGGCUUCAAAUCAACGACAAUAGUGGUAGUUUACAGAACCCAAGAUCGCUGAUCACCGACACUCGGUCGUAUAUGAACGACUCAAGAAGUAGGGUCACCGACACUUCUCCCCGGAUGCCCGACACUACUCCCACAAACUCGGACAUGAGUCCCACAAAACUGUUGAUAAACAAGUUCAACAAUAUCUCUGAUGUAUCUCCAGAUGUUGGUUUUGUAAAACCUUUAAAACACUCCGCUAGUGAUGAGAGAAUACCUUCCUACUCUAAACCCUACCUGGAGUCUGGAUCAUUUACUCUCAACAAACCUAUACCUAGAGGGGCCAACCCAGGCAGUAUAAGGGGCACCCAGGGGCCUCCACUUAGUUUCAGGGGCUCACAGGUGACCCCUAAUCCGAAUGCGAAUAUUCCUAAACCUCUCCCUAGAACAGUUCAUUCAUUUGCAAAAUCUCAGAGUUUGUUCACGGAACAAUCUCUGAAACCCUCAAAGGUUCAUCAAAUGGUCUCAUCUAAUCCAUUUAUGAGGUCUGAUGAGAGUGAGAUUGAAAGGGUUGGGUUACCAGGAACUAGUAUACUUAAACGAAACUGUGAUAGGAAUGGAUGGCAAACAGCAAAUAUUUGACAGGACGUUCAGUCCUCCUUAGAGCAUGGAGGACAGGACGUUCAGUCCUCCCUAGAGAAUGGAGGACAGGACGUUCAGUCCUCCCUAGAGCAUGGAGGACAGGACCUUCAGUCCUCUCUAGCCGACGGAGGACAAGAAAACAGUGUUCUGGGACCGACUAAACCCCCGAAACUCCAAAUGAAUGGGACGAUCAGUGAAUCAAAAUCGCACAGCAGCAAGCUAACUGCAAUAUCAAAUAACUCAGAAAGGACGAGUUUCUCAGAAAGGACAAGUUUCUCAGAAAGGCCAAGUUUCUCAGAAAGGCGGGACGAACAGGAACGACAGGACAGAACUGAGAAUUUAAAAAAUAUCAGAAAUUUCUCAACGCUUCGUGAAACCCUACUUUAAUCAUGUUUGCAUAGAAAAAUGUUUAAACCCCCAAUUUCUGAAGAAAAUUUGUUCUAUAUUCUCAUGAGGAAUAUUUUUAGGAAUAUCACUGAUUUGAAUAAUUCCAAUUGUUCAAAGGAACGAACUGAUAGUCAUCAUGCCAAGUGUGGCCCUUUAUUUAAGAAAAAAUAAGUGGCAUGUCCGGUUCACAGUGGUAAUCCAUAGCGAUUUAGAUAUUGUUGUUUUCUUCGGAGAAAACUGUCAAAUUCUGUUAAUUUCCUUCUUGGUUUCUGCAGCAAGAAAUCCAAAAUUUACUUAUUUUAAAUCAAUCAAUUUUAAGCCAUGAAAAUAGAACAUUCAUCCUUGAUUAGAGAAAGAUGAAAGGGUACCGUUGUGAAUCAGAUAUACUACUUUAAGCGUAGGGAAUCUUUAAAUUAUGUCUACAGUAGUUCUGCUUUUUUUAUAAAAACAGAAUUAUUAAUUUAAAAAUGAUAAUUGUUCAGAUAAUUAAUUGACAAUAACUAAGUUACAAAGCAAAGAACAAAGUGUAAUAACUAGAUUUUGCAGAAUAAAUUUCCCUCCACAUAACUGUUUAAUGACAAAAGUUAAAUCCUUUCAGAAUAAAAUUUAAAUAAAAUUUUAAUUUAAUGGGAAAUUUGAAAGUUUCUCUCAUUGACUUACCCCCUGUAAACCUGAACUAUAGUUUUGAAUAUUGUAAACAUAUCAAUUAAUUUGGGUUGAAUUAGAUUAAAAAUGUUUUGAUCAAUAUGAAUUAAAUUCAUAAGAUUAGACGAUAAAUUUGAUAAAUUUGAUAAAAACAUGUCAACUGCU